UCCACUCGAACAACCAAGUAGUUUUCUGGGCACAUUCCCGGCAGCAAUGUGGAGGGAACGAGUCACCGCGACUUUCAGCUGAGCAUUUAAGUUAUCUUUUCAUUUCCGUUUGAUUUUGUUAGACUAGGUUUUUAUUUUUUACAGUCAAACUUCUGGAAGACGCAUUGUUUUGCAUCCUUCUUUUGCGCGCACAUGGAUUUAAGGACGUGAAAUCGGAUGUAUUUCUUGGUUUUGCUUAGCCACUCGUUAUGCUUUGGACUGUAGUUCAUGUUGUCUCAUGGUUUGCUGUUGGGGAGAUUCCUGAGCAGCGCUAAUCGAGGAGAGAGACAGGCGCUCGAAGUGGCCACAAGUUGUCCACAAGCAGCAGCAGCAGGGGGACACAGCGUAACUUCUUGGCCAAGUUUUUUUUUUUUCUUAUUUGCUCAUCCGGUCACCGCGUCUCCAUACGUUUACGCGCAGCCCGUCCAACUUUUCGUGUGGAUUACUCUCAGACAACUCACCAUGGGACUUGGAGACAUUUACAGAGGAUGAACAUGGAGUUUUGAGAACCAUGCCGAGCUUCUUGUAGCAAGUUUUCACCCUCGACUCCACUGGACUACUCUGCCUUAUACUUAGGCGACUUUGCGCGUUUUCAAUCGUACCCAAGUAGAAACUUAUAAAGCCGGUGCAAAAUGCCGCAAUUAAACGGAGGCGGUGGGGAUGAUUUGGGGGCUAAUGAUGAGAUGAUUUCUUUCAAAGAUGAAGGAGAGCAAGAGGAAAAGAUAUCGGAAAACGUCUCAGCGGAAAGGGACUUGGAUGAUGUGAAGUCUUCCCUCGUAAACGAAUCGGAAAACAACAGCAGCUCGUCGGACUCUGAGCAGGCAGAAAGGCGCCCCCGAACACGACCCGACUCUGACGCUUACGAAAGGACGAGGGACUACUUCAGUGAAGCACUAAGACGACAACAAGAUGGUGGCUUUUUCAAGAGUCCACACCACUACCCAGGCUACCCGUUUCUUAUGAUACCAGACCUCACCAACCCUUACCUAUCCAAUGGCUCCCUCUCUCCCGGCGCACGAACAUAUUUGCAGAUGAAAUGGCCUCUUUUAGAUGUCCCUGGAUCUGCAGCCUUAAAAGACUCUCGGUCACCAACUCCUGGACAUUUAUCCAAUAAAGUCCCAGUGGUCCAGCAUGCCCACCACGUCCAUCCUCUGACGCCACUUAUCACCUACAGCAACGAACACUUCUCACCCGGCACACCACCUUCCCACCUCUCACCAGAAAUACUAGACCCCAAAACAGGUAUCCCCCGGACCCCGCACCCAUCGGAGCUCUCCCCGUAUUACCCUCUGUCGCCUGGGGCUGUUGGCUCUAUAGCACACCCGCUAGGAUGGCUCAUGCCACAGCAGGGCCAGCACAUGUACUCCAUCCCUCCGGGAGGGUUUCGUCACCCGUAUCCAGCACUCGCCAUGAAUGCCUCUAUGUCCAGUUUGGUGUCCAGUCGAUUCUCCCCUCACAUGGUGACCCCACCUCCGCACAGUCUGCACCAGACCGGCAUUCCCCAUCCCGCAAUCGUCUCACCCGCCAUAAAACAAGAACCAAGUAGCGACAACAUCAGCCCUUCAAUGCAUGCCAGAAAAUCGCCUGUGCCGCCUAAGAAAGAAGAGGACAAGAAACCACAUAUCAAAAAGCCCCUGAAUGCUUUCAUGCUGUAUAUGAAGGAGAUGAGAGCCAAAGUAGUGGCAGAGUGCACCCUAAAAGAGAGCGCUGCUAUCAACCAGAUCCUUGGACGUCGGUGGCAUUCCCUGUCCAGAGAGGAGCAAGCCAAAUACUAUGAGCUGGCCAGAAAAGAGAGGCAGCUCCACUCUCAGCUUUACCCGGGAUGGUCAGCACGAGAUAACUAUGGAAAGAGGAAAAAGAGGAAGAGAGACAAUAAACCUGAUUCCAAACCAGAAGACUUCUCCAUAAGAAACAAGAAGCAGUGUGUUCAGUACCUGCCAUCGGAGAAGAUGUGCGACAGUCCAGCCUCAUCCCACGGCAGCAUGUUGGACUCUCCUGCCACCCCUUCGGCUGCUCUGGCCUCCCCCGCUGCCCCCGCUGCCACCCACUCAGAGCAGGCCCAACCGCUGUCACUAACCACCAAACCAGAGGGGCGCAUGCAGCAUCACUUCUCUCUCCCGGGGAAGGCGUCGGGCUCCUCCUCGUCCCAACUCGCUCACUCCACUGGUUCUUCAGGUAGCAGCCAGCCCACGACACCCAUCCUCACCAGGCCUAUCCCGUUCACCUCUCUUCCCCACUCCAUGCUCUCUCCCCCCUCUCCCUUCCACCAGGCUGCCCUGCACUCCCAUCAUGCCCUGUUCCAGUCGCAGCCCCUCUCGCUGGUCACUAAACCAACUGAGUAAAUCUGUCCCAUUUAUUGUGUUGUAUAUUGCUUUUCUUUUAAAUAGUUUUAGAACAACUGUUUUUAAUAAUAGAAAAGGAAGGAAUAUUAUUGGUCAAUAUUUGACUGUUUCCUUUUCUACAUCUCUCAAUGAAACAAAUGUAUUUUUUGUAAAGUUUUACUGCAGAACUGGUUUCUUUUUGAUGCAUUUAUCCAAUGACUCUCUUGUAUAAAAUAUCCAAUGUACAUAACAUUUCUUUAUAAAAACAAAAAGGAAGAAAAACAUGUUUUUCUUUUUAGCCAAAACUGAAUUAAUGUUAGUAUUAAGUUGAAGUCCUAGGCCAAUAAUUGCUGCCCUCUUUUUAAUUCAAGUGUGUGCCCCUUCUUUGACAUGUUAAAUAAACAUUUGAAAUUGUUUCUUAAAA
Molecule: messenger RNA, 2784 nt
Organism: Periophthalmus magnuspinnatus
Lineage: Eukaryota; Metazoa; Chordata; Actinopteri; Gobiiformes; Gobiidae
Gene: tcf7l1b
Product: transcription factor 7 like 1b
Exons: 12
Coding region: 672-2381 (569 amino acids)
Biological process (GO): canonical Wnt signaling pathway; generation of neurons; regulation of transcription by RNA polymerase II
Cellular component (GO): beta-catenin-TCF complex
Molecular function (GO): RNA polymerase II cis-regulatory region sequence-specific DNA binding; DNA-binding transcription factor activity, RNA polymerase II-specific
Source: RefSeq, a predicted model, not a curated record